UCUAGUUACAAAGUAGAUUUUAGUGUACAUUUGUGUAACAGAGAAUGCAUUGUCCUAUUUGAAAAGUACAUCUAAUUGCACCCAGUUGAUAGUUUAUUAGACCGGAUAGGAAAGGCUUAUAUAGUAAAUCUGUGUAUACCACUUUUACAUUAUCCUGAUACAUUAAAUUUAUAUCUGUAAAGAUUUUAUUGUGACUGAAUAGGAAACAAAGGUUCACCUGCUGCCUUAAAAAUGUGCAGAGGAUGUCCAGAGGUGACUGGGGUUUUCUAGAACACCUGUUAGAGGAAAGUCAGGAGUUCUCAACUGGUGUGGGGCGUGUGUGGCUCACUGUACUUUUUCUCUUCCGUAUCCUCGUCUUGUGUACUGCGGCUGAGUCUGCAUGGGAUGACGAACAGGCCAAUUUUGUCUGCAACACCAAACAGCCCGGCUGUGAGUCUGUGUGCUACGACAAGGCUUUUCCUGUCUCCCAUUUCCGAUACUUUAUUCUGCAGGUCGUCUUUGUCUCCACACCCAGCCUUUUAUUUUUUGGUUAUGUGGCCCUGAGGAGACACAAGGAGCCAGGAGAGAAGCCAGAGGAGCAGCAUGGGAGAAAGAAGGACAGAAAAGCCAAAGAACUCAAGCUAGAUGUGAUACAGGAAGAGAAUGAAGAUGCAAAACAGGUGCUAAAGGCAAAGAAACUUCCCAAGCAUCCUAAGCUCAAGGGGAAGCUCCUGGGUGCAUACACUGUGAGCAUAGUCCUGAAGGUCCUAAUUGAGGUUAGCUUUAUUGUUGGAUUGUGGUUCCUCUAUGGAUUUGUAAUUCCAGCCAAGUAUGAAUGCGAGCGAACUCCCUGCCCCCACACGGUGGACUGUUUCGUCUCUCGGCCCACUGAGAAGACCAUUUUCACAAUAUAUAUUCAGGUCAUCGCUUCAGUCUCUGUGUUGCUCAAUGUUGUAGAGCUUUUCCACCUUCUUCAACUGUCCAUCACACAUUAUUUUGAGACGAAGUACCAAUAUCAGGAACUAGGGAUUCCUCGAGUAAUAGAGAAAAUGCCAACAAAACUGCAGCCGACAGAGGUUCAGGUUCGAUCUUACCAGGAAAAAGGCCAUCUCUAUCUUCCAGCAGACAAUGGCAGCUAUGCUCAGUCUGUCAUGGACUGGACUGAGAGUGGGCCACACCCAACAGAGGACAUGCUUCCGACAUACUUAAACUGUAUUGGUGACACUACACAUAGAGGUCACUAUAAAAAGAAUGUUUGCACCAAACCCAAUACGAGUGAUCUUAAAGAGAAACACUCAAAUGAUCAACUUUAUGUAUAAGCAUAGACAACCAGCGUAAUGGAUCGUGUUUUGGAAUAUCAGAGGGUGGGGUGAAAUUCUACUUUUUGGUCCCAAAGCCCCAAAGCAUUACUGUGAGACAAUUGCAUUUCCUCCAUUUCCUGUUUGGAUGAACAGUGGAAUGUACUGUGCUGUAGAGUAAACUCACUUUUCGAACAGGAUUUAAGGAUGGGAUAGAGAUAGGGGGUAACACUGAUUGCCAAAAUUAGACAUAAAUUAGUGUUUCUGGAGAACCAUUUGAACAUAGAUAGCAAAGAUAAUUUAGUUUGAAGCAAUCUGCUCAAACAGUAAAUAAGGUACAGUUAAAAAAACAAAACAAAAAAAAAAAACAUAAUUUAAGGAAAUGUCUACUGUAGAGUUUUACAAUUUUCACUCAACCGAAUGCCUGUUAUUGAGCCAAAGUGUGUAUGAUCUGUUCAGACUGAUAUAUAUAUAUAUAUAUAUAUAUAUAUAUAUAUAUAUAUAUAUAUAUAUAUAUAUAUAUAUAUAUAUAUAUAUAUAUAUAUAUAAAACUGUUAAUGAACAAUACUGUAAGGGUGUAGGUUUGAGACCACAACUCAUCUUCUUUAUUUAUAGUAUUUUUCAAUUAACAUGCAAAAAGUAAGGUAGCUAGGCCUAAUAUUUAAGUCAUUAUAAAAUGUCACUUCUGACCCUAAGUCCAUCUGCUUCUGGCCUGCUUCUGUGUUCCUUAUUUUCUCUCUGAAAUCAGAAUAGCUAUUUGUAGCUAGGUAGAACUGCUUAUGCUAGUUAAUGUUACUUUAGUGAAGCAACAGUGAGAACUGUUUGUACAAAAUUAUCGUGGUGAUAUUAUGGAUAUUUCACAAUUUAAACUACAAUACAUACACAACUUGGAAUUAUGUGACACAUUUCCAAUAGACAGCUAGAUCACUUUAGCAGCUAGCAUGUCUUAUGUUCACCUGCCUCUUCUCUCUCCUGUAAAUAGCAUGUCAGAUCAAUGUGACUCUUUAUGGCAAUGAAGGGGAAUUGUAAAAUAUCUCACUGAUCUCACCAAGUCUCUCAGGCAACCAUGUACAGUUAUCCACACUGUUAACAAAGAAGUGUAUUUCUACUUGCAUUUUAUAUAUAUAAAAAAAUUAAUAAUAAUCAACUAUGCGCAAGAUAAAUAUGUGAAUUUUAAAAAAUAUGAUAUAUUUAAGAUUCACUAUAUUUAAAAAUUUAUUCAGUAUUUCAUAUUUAUUCUAAUUUCUUCUAAUAAAGUCCUUUAAUGUUGUC
This is a messenger RNA of Ictalurus punctatus (channel catfish), 2549 nucleotides long. RefSeq names its product gap junction protein alpha 4 (gene gja4). The transcript is spliced from 2 exons. The record is from RefSeq and is a predicted model, not a curated record. Lineage: Eukaryota; Metazoa; Chordata; Actinopteri; Siluriformes; Ictaluridae. Gene Ontology annotation, biological process: cell communication. Bases 243 to 1298 code for a protein of 351 amino acids. Gene Ontology annotation, cellular component: connexin complex.